Arvicola amphibius (Eurasian water vole) is the source of this 270-nucleotide messenger RNA. RefSeq names its product NADH dehydrogenase [ubiquinone] 1 alpha subcomplex subunit 3-like. Gene Ontology annotation, cellular component: mitochondrial inner membrane. The record is from RefSeq and is a predicted model, not a curated record. The transcript has a single exon. The coding region runs from base 1 to 270 and encodes 89 amino acids. NCBI's taxonomy places the organism in Eukaryota, Metazoa, Chordata, Mammalia, Rodentia, Cricetidae.
AUGGCCGCGAGAAUCACCACUUUCCUCAAGAAUGCCUGGGCGAAGGAGCAGGUGCUGAUGGUGUCCUUCUCAGUCUGGGGCCUCACUAUAAUUAUGCCCAUAAUCAGCCCCUACACCAAGUAUGCUUCCAUAAUCAACCAGGCGACACCCAACAACUACCCAGUCCCUGUACACAAUAAUGGGAACAUGCCCGAUGUGCCCAGCCACCCCCAGGACCCUCAGGGCCCAAGCCUGGAGCGGCUAAAGAACUGUGAACACUCCUGCUCAUGA